AGAAGAAAAGUGUGUUCUGUACCGACUGCCAUUAAGAGGUAAAUACUCUUUGGUUAGCGUGUUAUAAACAGAAAAGCGAGCUCAUCUGCAAUUUUUAGUAUCUUCAACUUCUCCAUUUUUUUGUCUCUUAUUGAAGAUUAGAGUUUCUCUCUCAGAGAACUGACCACAAUUGAAAGAUGCCCCUUAUAAAGUUACAAUCAUCUGACGGGGAGACUUUUACCGUCGAUGUUGAGAUUGCAAAAUGCUCCGUUACAAUAAAAACUAUGUUGGAAGAUUUAGGUAUGGAUGAGGAGGAAGAAGAGGUGGUGCCAUUACCAAAUGUGAAUUCUGCAAUUUUAAAAAAAGUUAUCCAAUGGGCAACCUACCACAAAGAUGAUCCACCACCGCCAGAGGAUGAUGAAAACAAAGAAAAACGAACAGAUGAUAUCUCAUCUUGGGAUGCUGACUUCUUGAAAGUGGAUCAAGGUACCCUGUUUGAACUGAUUUUGGCUGCCAACUAUCUUGAUAUAAAAGGUUUGUUGGAUGUUACAUGCAAAACUGUUGCUAAUAUGAUAAAGGGUAAAGCACCUGAAGAAAUAAGGAAAACAUUCAACAUCAAGAAUGAUUUCACAGCUUCUGAGGAAGAACAAGUCCGUAAGGAAAAUGAAUGGUGUGAGGAAAAGUGAAUUGCUGUGCAAAAAUUUACUAUUAACUCUUUUAUUUUGUUCCUUCAUCAAAUUACCACCGUUUCCAUGUCCAUCUGAUUUUCUACUUUUAAAUAUUGAUCUUUCAAAAUUUCUUUAUUUGUGAUAAAAUUACUCUGCUUUUCUUGUGUAUUUGUUCUAUCAAAAUAAAUGUUUAAUGUAGUCUGAAUACUCUGUUCACAAAUUCCAUAAUUCUAAUAAAGUAUAGUGAUUAAAAAAUA
Harmonia axyridis is the source of this 904-nucleotide messenger RNA. Its product is annotated as S-phase kinase-associated protein 1. The transcript is spliced from 2 exons. The record is from RefSeq and is a predicted model, not a curated record. Gene Ontology annotation, molecular function: cullin family protein binding. Lineage: Eukaryota; Metazoa; Arthropoda; Insecta; Coleoptera; Coccinellidae. Gene Ontology annotation, cellular component: nucleus; cytoplasm. Gene Ontology annotation, biological process: SCF-dependent proteasomal ubiquitin-dependent protein catabolic process. Bases 177 to 665 code for a protein of 162 amino acids.